CGAUUUAAAGACACUAUUUGGUCCAAAUUCCGACGAAUCUGACCUGUGUUGCUAGCCAGUCAACUUAGGCACGUGAAAGAACUGUUGAAAUCCCAGAAAAACGGGGACAAUUUUAAAGGGUAAAAUAAUUCCAAGUAUCACAUUCCAAAACCAUGGAAUGAAUACCUUAAUUACUGCGAUUUUGCUAGUAUACUGCUAAAAUUAACACCAUUUGCAGCGUGAGGUUUUGCAUCUAUCAUGGUUUCUUCUUCAGCAUCCACCGCCCCGCCAACCCACGAUGGCUCAGCCCAGAACGCCACUCCUCAACCUGUGCAGGUUGCAAGGCGCUUGGAGAAGUUCAAGACAACUAUUUUCACACAAAUGAGUAGCCUUGCUAUCAAGCAUGGUGCUAUUAAUCUUGGCCAGGGCUUUCCCAAUUUUGACGGCCCAGAGUUUGUCAAAGAAGCAGCUAUUCAGGCCAUUAGAGACGGUAACAAUCAGUAUGCUCGUGGAUGUGGAAUUCCUGAGCUGAAUUCAGCAGUGGCCGAGCGAUUCAAGAAAGACACUGCAGGACUACUUGUUGAUGCGGAGAAGGAAGUCACAAUCACCUCCGGAUGUACUGAAGCCAUUGCUGCAACGAUGUUAGGUUUAAUAAAUCCUGGUGAUGAAGUUAUCCUCUUUGCCCCAUUCUAUGAUUCCUAUGAAGCUACCCUCUCAAUGGCUGGUGCUAGCGUAAAGUGUGUUACAUUGAGGCCCCCAGAAUUUUCUGUCCCCUUGGAUGAGCUGAGAUCUAUCAUCUCAAAAAACACACGUGCAAUCUUGAUGAACACUCCUCAUAACCCCACUGGAAAGAUGUUCACCCGGGAAGAACUUAAUGUCAUCUCUACCCUGUGCAUCGCAAAUGAUGUACUGGUUUUCUCUGACGAAGUUUAUGACAAGUUAGCUUUUGAAAUGGAUCACAUCUCCAUUGCAUCACUGCCUGGCAUGUAUGAGCGGACAGUGACUCUGAAUUCUUUGGGGAAGACAUUCUCAUUAACGGGCUGGAAAAUCGGUUGGGCUAUAGCUCCAGCACACUUGACAUGGGGUAUAAGACAGGCACAUUCGUUCCUUACCUUUGCAACGUCGACUCCAAUGCAAUAUGCAGCUGCAACAGCCCUAAGAGCUCCAGAUUCUUACUUCAAAGAACUCAGAAGGGAUUACAUGGUAAAGAAGGCUAUCCUGGUAGAGGGUUUGAAGUCUGUGGGAUUCAUAGUCUACCCAUCGAGUGGAACCUACUUUGUGGUGGUGGAUCACACCCCAUUCGGGCUGGAAAAUGACGUGGCCUUCUGUGAGUACCUAAUCAAGGAAGUCGGGGUCGUUGCAAUACCGACCAGCGUCUUCUACUUAAAUCCAGAAGAGGGCAAGAAUCUUGUGAGGUUUACCUUCUGUAAAGAUGAAGAGACUCUUCGAACUGCUGUGAAGAGAAUGAAGGAGAAGCUUUUAAAGAAGCUGUGAGAGUAGCUGUUAAAGAACCAUUUCCCUUGACAGAUGUAAGCAGUAUUUUAGCUGUUUAUGUUUAAACCUUGAGGCGAUUGUAUAAUCCCGCAAACUACUACUGGUGACAUUCUUUACACUUAAUCAAAAGAGUGUAGCAAUAAGAAAUUAUCAUAUUGGUAAUUUCAGAUUUAAUUUUAUCA
This is a messenger RNA of Sesamum indicum (sesame), 1655 nucleotides long. RefSeq lists its product as uncharacterized. Gene Ontology annotation, molecular function: L-kynurenine:2-oxoglutarate transaminase activity; pyridoxal phosphate binding. Gene Ontology annotation, cellular component: cytoplasm. The record is from RefSeq and is a predicted model, not a curated record. Gene Ontology annotation, biological process: biosynthetic process. Lineage: Eukaryota; Viridiplantae; Streptophyta; Magnoliopsida; Lamiales; Pedaliaceae.